Messenger RNA from Closterium sp. Naga37s-1, 1347 nucleotides. The record is from the annotation of a GenBank genome assembly. Lineage: Eukaryota; Viridiplantae; Streptophyta; Zygnematophyceae; Desmidiales; Closteriaceae.
AUGAGGAGAGGAGGUGGGGGGGUGGCCGCAGCGUCCCCUCUUACAAACCCCCACAUCCCCACCCCCAAUCAACCACCCUCCUUCAACCUCACCCCCCAUUUCAGCCACCCCCUGGGACCGCACCCCCUCCCUCCCUUCCUUCCUCCACACCCCUGCCCCACCCACAGUUGUCUCUGCCCUGUCCUUCACACUGCAGCCAGCCCUCCCACCCCCUCGCUCCCGCCACCUACCCCCCACAGUAGCAGCCGCGGGAGGGGAGAGGCAGGGCAGAGGGUGGUGCUCUGCUGGCGGGGUUCUCUGCUGGCGGGGUUCUCUGCUGGCGGGGUUCUCUGCUGGCGGGGUUCUCUGCUGGUGGGGUUCUCUGCUGGUGGGGUUCUCUGCUGGCGGGGUUCUCUGCUGGCGGGGUUCUCUGCUGGCGGGGUUCUCUGCUGGCGGGGUUCUCUGCUGGUGGGGUUCUCUGCUGGUGGGGUUCUCUGCUGGCGGGGUUCUCUGCUGGCGGGGUUCUCUGCUGGCGGGGUUCUCUGCUGGCGGGGUUCUCUGCUGGCGGGGUUCUCUGCUGGUGGGGUUCUCUGCUGGUGGGGUUCUCUGCUGGCGGGGUUCUCUGCUGGCGGGGUUCUCUGCUGGCGGGGUUCUCUGCUGGUGGGGUUCUCUGCUGGCGGGGUUCUCUGCUGGCGGGGUUCUCUGCUGGCGAGGUUCUCUGCUGGUGGGGUUCUCUGCCGGCGGGGUUCUCUGCUGGUGGGGUUCUCUGCUGGCGGGCAUUCCGCCGCCACUCCCUUCCCCCUUUCCCUCUCUCCCCCACAGCAUUCCGCCGCCACUCCCUUCCCCUCCUCCCUCUCCCACCCACAGCGACCGCCGCUGCACACGCGAACAGUCGCGACGGGGGGGGAGGGACGGGCAGGGGGCCGGGGAAAUGCGACGGGCAGUGCGAGGCGACGGGAGGGAAGAAAACGGGACGGGGGGGGGGGGGGACAGGGAGGCGACGGGGACGAAACGGUGACAGCGCGCGUAGGUGCUGGCGCGUUGGCGGGCCGGUGGCGGAAUCGCUGGCGUGCUGGCGUGUCCGCUGGCGGGCUCGUCGGCGGGCUCGCUGGCGUUUCCGCUGGCGGGAUCGAGCGGUUCCGCUGGCGGGCUCGGUGGCGGGCUCGUCGGCGGGCUCGUCGAUUCGCUUCCCCCCCCAUCGUUGGCGUGCUCGCUGGCGGGUCCGUCAACGGAUUCGCUGGCGGGCUCGCUAGCGCGUUCGCUAUGGGCCGCGGACGCCAUGGGCAGAACGCGACGAUCUUGGGCGGACUGGACGGGAAACGCGCUACGAACUGGGGACGCGAGGAUUACGGGUUGGUGGGCCCAUAA